ACUUUAAACUUAAUAAUAUUACCAAAUACAAGCCUCCUAAUUAUAAACACAAGCUCUUUCUGUUUAUAGUAAGUUUUUAUUAAUAAUGGCCAUUUCUAAGCUUCUCAUUGCUACUUUUAUCCUCUCACUUUUCCUUCUUAAUGUGGUUGAAACUCAUCAAGAGAUCAUUGAGAACAGCGGUCCAAAGAGGUCCCUUCUUGGCAUAAAUUGUGGAGCAGCAUGUGCGGCUAGAUGCCGAUUGAGCAGGAGGCCGAAUCUAUGCCACAGGGCAUGCGGCACUUGCUGCGCGCGGUGUCUAUGUGUCCCACCUGGCACUUCCGGCAACCAAGAACUCUGCCCUUGCUACUACAACCAGAAGACCCAUGGUGGCAAACGCAAGUGCCCUUGAAUCAAAUUUUCUUAAACCUACUUUGUACUACUACGUAUACGUAGUCGCACUCGCCAACGUAUCUAUUUUUCCUACCAUUACGAGUUUAUAUGUAUGUUACAUUAUUUUCUUUUUUGGUUGGUCGAGUAUUGUAUUUUAUGUACUUUAUUAUUGUAAUUGAUUUAUAUGAUUGUUGUUAUGGUUAUAUUUAAAUUUAUUUAAUUAAUUAUUUAUUAGUGAGA
Amaranthus tricolor (Joseph's coat) is the source of this 609-nucleotide messenger RNA. RefSeq names its product gibberellin-regulated protein 1-like. The transcript is spliced from 3 exons. Bases 86 to 388 code for a protein of 100 amino acids. The record is from RefSeq and is a predicted model, not a curated record. NCBI's taxonomy places the organism in Eukaryota, Viridiplantae, Streptophyta, Magnoliopsida, Caryophyllales, Amaranthaceae.